Messenger RNA from Erythranthe guttata (spotted monkey flower), 397 nucleotides. RefSeq names its product putative lipid-transfer protein DIR1. The record is from RefSeq and is a predicted model, not a curated record. Gene Ontology annotation, molecular function: fatty acid binding. NCBI's taxonomy places the organism in Eukaryota, Viridiplantae, Streptophyta, Magnoliopsida, Lamiales, Phrymaceae. Gene Ontology annotation, biological process: systemic acquired resistance.
ACUUUUCUUUUUUUAAUUUCUCGAUAUAUAAUGGCGGGUGGUGGAAUGACCAAAGUGGCGGUGCUAGUGGCGGCGAUGGUGGUGUUUCUUGCCGGAGCUAAGGCGAUGGACUUGUGCAACGUGACGGAAGAUGGUUUGACGGCGUGCAAGCCGUCGGUGGUGCAGCCUAAUCCGGUGGAGCCUUCGCCAGAAUGCUGCGACGCCGUCGUCUCGGGGGCGGAUUUGAAGUGCUUGUGUUCGUAUAAGAACUUGUUUAUGUUGCCUUCUCUUGGGAUUGAUCCUGAUCUUGCCUUGGCACUUCCUGCCAAAUGCAAUAUCCCUAAUCCCACUGAAUGUUAAAUAUUAUCGUUUAAUUUGUUGUAGGUUUCGGUGAAGUUUUAUGAUUAAGAUUUUAAAU